UGUGACACGGUUUGUUUGUUUCUUGCUUUAUAAUGUGCGAGUGUUUAUUGAUGUUGUUUGCUUAUUAUACUUUAUGGUUUAAUACUAUGUGUGUGUGAGUUUGUGUUAUUCUGCGUGAGCAGUACUCUCCUUGUCACAGAGGGUCACGUGACGUAGCGCACCUCCCUUAAUCAAUGUGCAAAUAUUAAUGUGCAGCAUCUGCCUCCUGUAAUUGUGAGAUGACACAUAGGUGCACACCUACACCCGCUGUCCGCCGCUGGUCCACAUCGUCUGAGUCUUUGUGAACACUCGGUGGAAAUCAGUGUCUGCUUCCCGGGUGCACCCUGCUUGCUACCUGCAGCAUCUCUCCACCAUGAGAAAGUACUCCCUGGUUAGGGGCUGCUACCACCCCGUCAACAGAGGGCGCUGGCGCUACAUUCGCUGCCUGUGCCUCCUCGUCUUCGUCUUCUUCACCAUGCUCUUCCUCCUUCUGGCCUCUUGCAGGCUCAUACCACGUGACAUGUACCACGUGACAGAUAUCGAGGAUGCCCUCUUCUUUGACUGGAUGCACGGAGACUACUUCCGGUUGCGCGUGGAAGAGGAGCAGCAGAGCGUCACCGUUCCCAGCAUCAUCAUCAUUCAGCCCUCGCCCGACGCUCCCACCUCCUGCACCAACGACACCUACAUUGUUGCUCUGGUUGCCUCCCUUCCAAGCGAGGCCUCCAGCAGACACACGGUACGAGUCACGUGGGGUCAAGCUGCCAUCACACGCACCUGGCCUGCCGCCGUCAUCACGGCCGAGGUCAGACUCUUCUUCUUCCUGGGCAAGCCCCGGACAGACGCCGAGCUGCAGUGGAUCCAGAAGGAAGCAGAGGAUUUCCAGGACCUCGUGGUGAUGGACUUCGAGGACACCUACAGGAACCUCACCCUCAAGACCCUGGCGGGGCUGAAUUGGAUCAGCCAGCACUGUUCGCAAGCCAGCUUUGUCCUCAAGGCCGACCAGGACACCUUUGUGCACAUACCUCGCCUCUUGACCCUGCUGUACACCUACCAGAAUGUCUUCCGCAACGCCUUGCUGGGGCAGGUCAUGUACAACCCACCUGUCGUCACUUCCGGCAAGUGGGCCAUUACGGAGGAUGAGUACCCUUUCAGUACCUAUGCCUCCUUUGCUAGUGGCCCUUGUUAUCUGCUGGACAAUACCGUGGUCCCUGACCUGCUGGUGGCCUCCCGAUACAUGCCCUACAUUCCUUUCGAGGACGUGUUCAUGGGCUGCCUGGCCAAGACCAUCGGACUCUCUCGACUCCGCGUGGAGCCUUUCUUGAUUGACCAAUUCCACAACAAGUCCUUCUGUAGCUUCACGCAUGACAGGGAUAGUCACAUUGCUCUCACCUGUCUGUCCAGCAGGCAGAUGGUCGGUGUGUGGGAGGUUCUGGGCCAAGACAGACAGUUGUGCUGACGGCAACAGCGGUUCCACAGAAGAUUUCAGUUUAAAAAUCACAACGAAUAAGGAGUGUCGUGCUCACAGACAUGCAGUGGCCAUUGAGGAGUACUCAUGGUUGCAGUGUGGUUGUAGUGGUAGUCAGGACGAUGGUGAUGGCUAAGAAUGAGAGGGAAUGGUAACGUUUGGGAAGACUGCGAAGUUUCUGAGUAAAUCUUCAUUUCCCUUCUCUCUCACUCUGCUUGCUGUCUGGCGCACAUACACAAUGAGCUAGUGGAGGUGGGUGAGGUAGUGUUUGAGCGACAGGUAGAAUACUUGAGAGAGAGAGAGAGAGAGAGCGAAAGCCAGUGAGUGAGAGACGGAAAGGAACAAGUAGAAAGAGAAGAAUAUUGAAAGAGUAGAAUAUUGACAAUGCAGCAUGAUUCCAAGUUGAAAGGGAAUGUUACUGUCUGUAUUUUUAUCUGUUGCACUUUGCAUACACUCGAUCAUUCAGGAUUAACUGUCAAUCAAUGUUAAUCUUUUUAGGAACAAAAUGUGUCGGUGUCGUGAGAUGUUGUAUUCUUUCUUCUAGUCGUUCAGUCGUUCUGUGCUGUGUAAGACAUUGUGUAAACCAUGUAUAGCGCACGCAAGUCUUACAAAGUCAUCGAAACAGCAGGGAAUGGUCUCUAACUUGUAGUUGUGCUUGCUGUGUGAUUAAAUAAACAAGUUUUAUGAUGUGA
Messenger RNA from Pomacea canaliculata, 2136 nucleotides. Its product is annotated as beta-1,3-galactosyltransferase 5-like. Lineage: Eukaryota; Metazoa; Mollusca; Gastropoda; Architaenioglossa; Ampullariidae. The transcript has 2 exons. The record is from RefSeq and is a predicted model, not a curated record. Gene Ontology annotation, cellular component: membrane. Gene Ontology annotation, molecular function: hexosyltransferase activity. Bases 353 to 1435 code for a protein of 360 amino acids.